GCCAUUGACCCAGUCCAACGAAAGCAUUUCUAUUCCAAACCUUAGCCUCGGUUUACAAGCCUCUCAUAACGAUACCAAAGCUGUGUUUUCCCGCUCUCACACAUACUCUCUCUCUCUCUCUCUUUAUAUAACUCUCUCUCUCACAGUUCACUUAACUUAGUCCAGUGUACAAAAGGCAAAGCUUAACACACACUAACUGAGCUCUCUCUCUCUCUCUCUCUCUCUCUGUAUAGUUUGUGUUUAGCUUCAGCAUCGUCUAUCUAGCUCUUAAGAACAUGGCAAGGGCUUGGCUAAUCAAUAGCAGGGCAUUGGCAAGGAAAGUGAGAAAUGUUACGUGUUCUGCUGCUCAUCAAAUCAAAGACUGUGGGGCAAAUCGUGAAUGCCCAAAUUGCCAUUGUCGUAUAGACAAUAGUGAUGUUUCUCCUGAAUGGCCUGGCCUGCCUGUUGGUGUGAAGUUUGAGCCUUCCGAUGCAGAGCUCUUAGAACAUUUAGCAGCAAAAUGUGGUGUUGGAAACUCAAAUCCACACUUGUUUAUUGAUGAGUUCAUCCCAACACUUGAGGGGGACAAAGGAAUUUGCUACAGCCAUCCGGAAGACCUUCCAGGUGCUAAGAAAGAUGGAAGCAGUGUCCAUUUCUUUCACAGAACCACUAAUGCAUAUGCUUCUGGUCAACGGAAACGCCGCAAGAUUCAAAGUGAACAUAGUUCGACUGAGGGGCCUGUCCGCUGGCACAAGACAGGUAAGACAAAACCUUUGAUGGAAAAUGGAUUGCAGAAAGGCUGUAAGAAGAUAAUGGUACUGUAUAAAAGUUCAAAGAAGGGCUCCAAGCCUGAUAAGUCCAAUUGGGUGAUGCAUCAAUAUCAUCUAGGAACUGAAGAAAAUGAGAAGGAAGGUGAAUUUGUGGUUUCAAAAAUUUUUUAUCAACAGCAGAAGCAGACUGAAAAUAACGAUGGCAAUCUGGUGGUUGAGGAUUCUGACAUUAUGACGCUGAGAACUAGUCCAAGGACCCCAAAAGCAAAUCCUCCUAAUCCACCACGUCCAGGAAUAUCUGUUCAGAGUGAUGAUGUUGGUGAAAAUAAUGACCUGUCAUCUCUCCAGGAAGUAGAAUUUGUCUCAGAAGCAUCUCAUGCCCCUCCACCAGAUAUUAAGGCUGAGGACAACAUGGACUACCCUGCAUGGCUGGCAGGGGAAUCUCAGGCUGUUGAGAACUCUGAUUUAAACUGCAUGAAUGAUUCAUUACUCUGCAGGGAGAUUUUUGAUAAUUAUGCUCCUCUAAAUAAUUCAGGACUGAAUCACAUCUCUUAUACUGGCUCUUCUAGCAACACAAAUGAGAUGACCUUGAACAAUAGUGCAUCUUCUGGAAUUCCUGACCUUGAGAACAUAUAUCUGGAUACUCCACCUGAUUUCCUGCUUGCUGAUUUGCAGUUUGGUUCUCAAGAUAGUGUUCUCAGCUGGUUGGACCGGUUAUGAGAUGACAUUAUGUAGCUAACCCGGGAAUUAAAUUGAAUUCCCAAUUUUGUUCCAUCCAAAGUCCGGAUGUUGCUACCCUCUUCUCUUUCCAGCAUUUUCUUCAACGGCAAUGACUUGAUUUCGUUGUUUUAGGGACAUCGGAGUUUGCCCAUCUCUGCUGGGGCAAGGGUUUUUUGUUAACUCUGCAAGGCUUUAAGAUACACAAGACCAUGGAGUUGGCCAAACCUUUCGGCUGUCUAGUACCAGAGAUCUGGACCUGGAGCUGAUACCAUGGUCAAGCUGAAAUGGCAAUGACUUUUCGUGUUCUCGCUCAAUCUCGGCUUCUUUGUCUUAGUAUCAAUGCACCAUGUAGGUGCCUGGAUCUGGUGAAUCCUGUAUUUAAAUGCUGUUGGUGCUCUUAGGUUUGAAAUAUUAAGCGGCUUGUCAUUUAGAUAUUUGUUGCUUCUGUGGUAGUUAAAGCAUCUCAUUGGAUACACACGUGGAAAGCAUGGAAGCAGCAACCAAAUAGAAACAUUUGAAACAUUGACAUUUGUUAGUGUAUUGUAAGAAAGCUUAUUGCAUUUAUAAGAAUUGGCUUUGUUGU
Molecule: messenger RNA, 2052 nt
Organism: Quercus lobata
Lineage: Eukaryota; Viridiplantae; Streptophyta; Magnoliopsida; Fagales; Fagaceae
Product: SUPPRESSOR OF GAMMA RESPONSE 1-like
Exons: 6
Coding region: 276-1469 (397 amino acids)
Biological process (GO): regulation of DNA-templated transcription
Cellular component (GO): nucleus
Molecular function (GO): transcription cis-regulatory region binding; DNA-binding transcription factor activity
Source: RefSeq, a predicted model, not a curated record